AUGAUCAGCGCAGUCACAGCAACAAUUAGACAAUUACGUCAUACGAUUCGGAAGAAGACCUCGAGGCCGGCUUGAGGCUUGCUUUAGGACCAGGUCAUAGGUUCUGUAUCAAAUUGAGGCCCUUACGAUUUGGAUAUCAUUCUCUCUUUCCUUCGGCCGCGUCGUAUUCGCCACACGAAUUACCUUUCGACUUAGCCUAAUCAGUUCUUAACGUUGACUAAAGAAGUUUAAAUCACAUCGCUGGCACCCCUCUAGCCCUGAAAUCCUCUACUAUGGACUUGAACCGAGGAGGGAAAACUCCUCCUCCAGCUUAUACACCGAGCCUCGCAGGUCCAUCUUCAUUGCCUCAGUUUAAUAGUGUCAACUACAAUCCGUGGGCAGCCGUUCCCACUCCUGCACAUCCUAAUCCCCUAAGCUCGGGGCCAACACCAGCAUCUGCGCUUUCAAUACCAUAUGCUUACUAUGACCCGCGUUCGGCGCAUUCCCUUGCUGAAGCAGAUGUCCGGGCAAAGUGGCGCUUCUGGCUUACACUGUUAUGGGUGCUAGGAGCAUGGAUGAUAUGUGGACUGUUGGUGAACUGGAUCGAGCAGAUGCAUCCAGGUUGGUUCGAAGAUAUCGAAGAAGGAUGGCACCGAUGGAGCAGGGAUGGUAGAUUCUGAAUGAUUUUUGGCAAUUGCGUCUUUCUUGUGUCCUCUACUAAAUCUAUUGCAUUCUGUUCACAGACGUGACUUAAUUGACUUAUCCACCAUGCAUGUCCUGUACUAUUUCAUACCCUACCCUUCUCGUUGUGUCUAUCGCAAGAACGCUGCAAUACACUUUAUUCCUUCUAUCUAGCAC
Lentinula edodes (shiitake mushroom) is the source of this 837-nucleotide messenger RNA. RefSeq lists its product as uncharacterized. Bases 273 to 659 code for a protein of 128 amino acids. NCBI's taxonomy places the organism in Eukaryota, Fungi, Basidiomycota, Agaricomycetes, Agaricales, Omphalotaceae. The record is from RefSeq and is a predicted model, not a curated record. The transcript has 3 exons.